Anopheles marshallii is the source of this 480-nucleotide messenger RNA. RefSeq lists its product as uncharacterized. The transcript has 2 exons. The record is from RefSeq and is a predicted model, not a curated record. Bases 1 to 480 code for a protein of 159 amino acids. Lineage: Eukaryota; Metazoa; Arthropoda; Insecta; Diptera; Culicidae.
AUGCAUGGUUUAGUGGAAACGACAACCCGCACGAUACGAUCAUCUAUCUUGCUGAUGCUGGCGUUGCUAGUGGUGGAGCUGUGCACCGGUCCAGUAACGGUCAUGUACGAACGGAUCGAACAGCUCAAAGGAUACGAACUAGUCGAUUCCAAAAAUAUCCGAAAGUACAACCGAACAGUAACAGCGUUAAACGGGACGUUUCAUUUAUUCCAAGCCUUGGAUGACGAUUAUUCCUUUACCGUCCAGCUAGCCUACAGCCCAUUAGGUUACAAUCAGUUCAUAAAUUCCCCCUUCCGGUUGCCGUUGCAAACGAUGUGCGAGUUUCUCAACACUACCUAUCGCGACUAUCGGGAGUUUUAUAGAAACAUAACGAACUUCCCGGACGUUGGUGAGUGCCCUAUUGAGGCAAAGCACUAUUACAUCCGAAAUAAAAUACUGGAUACAAAAUUAAUCAACGAUUGUUUCAAGCAAAGCUUGUAG